Molecule: messenger RNA, 4572 nt
Organism: Amoebophrya sp. A25
Lineage: Eukaryota; Dinophyceae; Syndiniales; Amoebophryaceae
Source: the annotation of a GenBank genome assembly
CACGACUUAGAUUUACAAAUAGACGACUAUGUAUUUUUGUCGGUACUAGAUGGGAGAAGUUUUCGAUUCUCCCUUUGAUGGCUCCUAGCCAGCAGUAGCAGUGGGCAGUAACAAUGUAGUUCUUGUAUUGAUAAGAUAAGGACUUACAACUUUACUCCUCGUAACUCCUCGUCCUCUCAGUUAGACUCUUGUUAGAACAAAUACAAAAUCUAAUCUUGAAAAAAUGGGUCUUUGUCUUUUCCGCGACAGCGAGAGCGAUGCUCGCGUGGAGAAGAUCAAUAGUUACAGGCGUAAGUUUGCGCGCGUCCUCAGCAGUGACGACAGGCUGAAUCAGGAAUGCAGUGUCUUUUGGAUCCAAAUGCGCGCUCCCCAGAGGGGAAACGUUAUCCACAAAGGCGAUGUGAUGGCCUGUACGCAGAAGUUCCUGGAUCAGAUAGAUGCGGGAGAUGAACAAACACUAUCUGGGAUCGAUUGGUUGCUGAAUCAAUUGGAAAGAGUGGGUGUGGACAAUGUCGGAGGAGGAGAUCCGUUGUCAUCCGCAUCUGAAGUCCUCUCUUCAGCGGGCGGCUCGGCAUCAGGAGACCAGAUCGAAUUCGAGACUUUUCAGGCUUACACGAGAGAAAUGAUGAUGCUCUUGGAUGCGGAGAUGGUUCGGAAACUGGAAUCUGCACUAGCUGCGGGGGAUAACCUGUGCGUUCCAAUGUACUACUCUCUGAGAUUUUGGAUUGAUUCAACUUUAUUUUGUGUUGUUUGAACCAUUUCAAUUUCAUCUAAAAAAUAGAAUGGAAGUAGCCCAUCAUUACCAACAGGUCGGAAGACACCGAGAUGCCCAAACGCAGGCACUACUGCUACCACGCACGAGACCCAAAGCGGGAGGGCUUUUCUAGAACGAAGGAGAUCGAGGAUCUACCGCUCGACUCUGCGAGGUUUGUACGGGAAGCGCGGGAGAAGUAUCUGAAUCCACGACCAGAGAGUAGGGUCAAUGCGGCUGUUAAUAGUGCUGGAGGAGGCGGAAGUGGAAUCCUAGGAGCUUUAGCACCUGGUUUCACCGCACCUUCGGGACCUACCUCCUCCCCAUUCAAAGUACCUGCAGGAGGAGCCACGAAUUUCAACACAGACCAGUCACUUCUUUAAGGCUCAGAGAAAUUCAUCUUAAGAGGCAUCUUUGACCGCUUUCCUAAGGAGGAAGUACGUUAAAGAUGCUCUUCAAGAUGAAUAAAAGUAAGGUCUAACUUCUAUCUGCGAUAGAUCAAAUGCGACCAGUCGCUAGUUGUGGCAGAGAUCAUGGUGGGGAUAGCAUGACGAGCACGCCAAGACUGCUCAUUGCUGAUGAGUUGUACACACCGAGACGGCAGCAUGCCUACGCGCAUGAGAUGUUCGGUGGAAAUCCGACGCCGCCUAGUGCAGCGAAGACGCAGUAUGGAGAAGAGACUGGUGGAGGUGCGCAGAGGGGUGGUACUGUACGUAGUUUUCUAGGCAGAUCUAGAUUUUCCUCCUUAAUCAUGUCAUACUAGAAGGUCGUUUCAAAAUCAAGAAGAUCGAAAAUGUUCAAGAACUGUUUUUCAAUCCGUCUUCUUUCUCAUGUUCACCUUCCCGUUCUCGUACAACAUGCCAGGUGGCUUCUCAUUCCCCGCUUUCCCCGAUAUGCUAGCCGAAGCCGGUGUCGAAGGAGUACAGUUGAGUCCUGCACAAAUGCAGAAGAAGAGCCGGACCCGCUCAUUCGGGACCGAAGAUUACAAUGAACAACUUGUUCAGCAUCAACAUUUACAGGGGAGAAGCCCUUCAGUUCUCGUGGAUGCUGCCAAUACUAGUAGACAGCAGAUGCUGAGCAGACAAGCAUUAAUAAAUCAACAAGGUCCUGCUUUGAAGAGAACACGUGGAACCAAUUCCGUCAAGAAUCAGCAAAGCGCACCAGGUGCAGGUACUAUAGGUGCAGCUGACUUAUUUCCACGUGGAAGAGCGCCGCAGGAAGCCCCUCUGUUUUAUCCUAGGGAAGAAGCCGAAGAUCGAUUAGGACAACAGGUGGAGGAAGUUUUGCGACAACAUCAGAGUUCUUUCCCUUUUGACAAGGCAGAGAUGAUGAAAAUGACCAAACAGCAGUUUUACAGGGACGUGGAUGAGCAAGGGGUCGUGCAUAGUAGGACAGCUACUUCUAGCGGAGCUGGCGCCUCUUCAUCCAGUAGUUCUCGUACACAUGAGGACAGCAGUACUAGCACUUCUAGAAAGGAGUUAAAUCCCUACUUUCCUAAGCCCACUGGCGCCUCUGGAUCAUCAAGAUUUAGGAAAAGGGUAACCCAGAACAAUGGCGAAUCGAACUCGUACAAAGAGGAAUCGGUUUCAGUUGAGCAAACCUCGGUGUCAUUUGCAGAAGGUGGAGGCAUAGACUCCAAAGUUGCGAGCUCUCCGUACCUUCAUGAUGGAGAACAAAGAGGUCAACGAAGUGUACCAUCAUCUGCUUCUUCGUCAACUAGUAUUUGCGAAGCAAAAGAGCGAGCACCUCCACCUGUGCCUGUGCCUGUACAACAAGAAGUAGAAGAGAAACCCAUGAUGGUGUCGGAAAAAGAACAAGAGAAACGUGCAAUGAAUGAAAUUCAUGCUCUUGUUGGUCAGAUACUACUAGCGGAGGAAACGACUGCUUCCUCUGGUGGGGUAGCAUCAACUUCAUCUGGUGAGGUCGUUUUAGACUGUUUUCGGCGGAUUGGACAGAUACAGCCGAUAACGGUGAACGUACUCCGUGAAACGAAAAUUGGCGUUUUCACACAGAAAUACAAGAAUCAUUCCUCUACGGAAGUGCAGAAGUUUGUGCGGUCAUUGAGGCAACAGUGGACGGACGUAUUAGACUGAUAUUUUACAAUCCAAUAAUAGAUUUGAAACUUACAACACCGAAGCGAACUCAAUGAGCUCAUGGAGAAAUAAUUCAAAAGCUUCUUGACUACUACCCUUAUUAUCUCAAUUGUCUACUCAAGAACCUCAACAAGGUUGUUCGCCGCGAUUCCUCCAGUGCCACCUCAACUACGUCAACCAGCACAACUCCUGCGAAAUCUACUGCUCCACCUGCUGCUAGCAAAGGAUCCUUGUUGCAGUCAAACACUGUAGAGAUCAUGCGCCAAAAGCUUUUAUCCGAGGAGGGGAUGCGACUAGAAGUCUUCAAUGCUGAUGGUGGAGUAGAGUGGACAAGCGUCCGCCUAAUAGCGGAUGACAAAGGGCAGUUACCGUCAUCGAUUGAAUUGAGAGGUACUUGUACUCAUAGAGCACCCUAGACUUGAGAAGAUAACACUUUCUUGUUCUCAUCGUGAAUGUCAUCUUUUGAACGAGCUCACCUGAGCGAACGGAGCACCAUAGACUUAAGAAGAUAUUACACCUUUCUUUCCGAGCAGCUUACUUACAUACUUAUUCGAACUUCGUGCUAUUUUCCUUCGCCAUCUCGUGAACAUCAGGUGACGACCCCGAUAGUUCGAUGGAUUUUCAGCUUUCGGAACUAGAAAACGUUUCUAGAGGUGCUGCGCGUGGCCUCUUGCCCAGCCCAGAGCAACGUAAAAGCUCAGAACGCCUACUAGCCUUUGAGUUCGGAGACGAAGGAAGCCUAGUUUUGAGACUCAACGACAGCGAAUCGGCGGAGACAUGUUGCAAAGCCUUGAAAACUUUUGGACUGAAAGUUCACGGUGGGGGUUCUUGAACGACGUGACACAAUAGUCUGACCUGAAAUUAUCGUACUACGACUUGCAGCUCCGCAAUCGCAUUUUGAGAAUACAGUGUAUCCUGUAUUACGCUUAAAAAGGUGUAUGUAAUACAAUUAAUAAAAAUGUAACGAACAACUAGACUAGACUGACGAAAGUAUCGAUCCAAUGAACCAAAACGUUAAGUAGAUUAUCAAAUAGUACAAGAUCCCAAAUUAUCAGUAGUAAAUUGACAAUUAUCGAUCCCACGAAUAUUUGCAAUUUCCUAAACGAUCCCAACUUUGCUAGAAUGAAUAACGAUAAGUUUCUCAUCGAUUCAAUGUGAACGAAGUAUUCCGAUUCCGUAUAUACCAGGUAUGAGAAGAUUCGUAGAAUUGUAGGUAUCAAUCCAUGUGGCAUAGGAACGACACAUCCAUCUCAUCACUUGUACAGCAUAGGACUUACGCAAUCUUAUCGUCAUCGUCAUGAUUCAUAGAAAAUAGAAGAACCACAGACAUCAGCAUAUUGUUUAUUGAUAUUAUCGAAAUCAGAAAUAUCGCCAGGGAAAUCUUAGGCAGAUUGCCGAGUAGGUUCACACCAUCACUAUCGAAAUAAGAAAUAUCCUACUCACGAGAUUGACUUCUCAACAAGACCAACAACUACGAGCCAUGUCAUCGAACAGGAUCCCUCCAACAUGCCUGUAUCAUUACACGAAGCUACAGCAAAGAGGAAAGAAAAUCACGUACUGAAGAAUCGUUCAUCUGUCGCUCAACUAAGCAAGGACCACUACGUUCCUGACUGCUGGUUUUUUGAGCAGGAUCCUGCGUACUGGUCUUCAUUCAUCACUAAGAACGAUCAUCAUGAACGAAGUAGACCAUCCACGUGUGGUAGAUUUCCACAAUCAGGAUCUGAAAAA